Messenger RNA from Closterium sp. Naga37s-1, 993 nucleotides. NCBI's taxonomy places the organism in Eukaryota, Viridiplantae, Streptophyta, Zygnematophyceae, Desmidiales, Closteriaceae. The record is from the annotation of a GenBank genome assembly.
AUGACAGGUCAUAGGCUGAGGUCAGCUGGUAGCACCGGAGGGAAUGGGGGGCGAAGGAGGGCGUGGGGUGGGGAGGUGGAGGAGGUGCGGGCAGAUAAGAUGUGCAUGGAUAAGGGAGGGCUGCUGGGAGGGGAGGGAGGUGGUGUGGGGAGCGAGGAGAGGGACGGAGGGGAAGAAGAGGAGGAAGAGGAAGAGGAAGAGGAAGAGGAGUAUGAAGAGGAUGAAGCGGAGGAGGAAGAGGAGGAGUAUGAGGAAAUGAAGGAAGCAGAUGAGGAGGAAGAGUUGCUGACUUGGAAAGAUGCUCAGGGUAACGGAAGAGUUGGUAACGGCACGUAUGUGAGUCAAGGGCAGUACGGCGAAGCAGAGGAGAUGGCACGCUGUUUGAUGGCAGGUGCUGAGAAGGGCGAGGGUGAGGUGGACGAUGGCAGGGAGGGAGACGUGCAGCACAACCCUGGGCAGCGGAGGAGAGGGUAUGGCGGCCAGGAGCUGGGGCAUGAGGGUGGAGGGAGAGGCGGCCUUGGUGCUGCAGACCUUUCUCACACCUUCCGCUUCUCCCUUCUUCCACCUCUCGCUCCCCGUCCCCACGGCGUCCCCCUCAGUGUGUCAGCAGUGGCAACACUGGCACGCCACACAGCAGCCUCCCCAGCACACGCCACCCUGCCAUCGCCAUCACCCUCCCCCUCCUCCCGCGCCCUGCCUCCCACCGGCCCCCCUGUGGAGGCACUCUUCCCCUGGGUGGCGCACUUGAAGCCGCUGCUGCCUGCGCCCGCCCUCACUGCUGCAGUGGCCGUGGCAGCAUCAGAGGCAGCAGCUGCUGUGAAGGGAGAUGGGAGAAAGUUACAGGUUUGUGCUUCUCCCCCUACCCUUGCCCGCUCAAGCAUCUCACUCUCUCCCAGCUCUUGGCUAGUCAGCAUUGGCCUUGUCGUGCCGAUGCCAUCUCCUCAUCUUCCCCAGUUUUCAACGCGCCCCAUAACUCUCGGUGUCGUGCCCUAG